AUGGUCUCCGUAUACAAGAGGCUCUCUACCGUCACUCGUAUCAAGUCUGGUGCCGAGGAUGGCUCCCCAAAAGCCAAACCAAUGAAUGCGCAGAGAGUCCUGUUGCUGUCUUCGCGGGGCAUCAACGCACGUCACCGACAUCUCAUCAACGAUCUCGCUGCCCUCCUUCCUCACUCCCGCAGAGAGUCUAAAUUCGAUUCCAAGAAGAACCUUCACGAUCUGAACGAGCUCGCCGACCUAUACAACUGCAACAAUUUGCUCUUUCUAGAGGCUCGAAAGCAGCAGGAUCUCUACAUGCACAUUUCCAAAGCCCCCAACGGACCCCGAGCUCGAUUCCAUGUCCAGAACUUACACACCAUGUCCGAACUCAACUUUAUGGGAAAUACCUUGAAGGGGUCGAGACCAAUACUGUCCUUCGACACCGCAUUCAAUGGCGAGCCUUACCUUCGUCUCCUCCACGAGCUCCUGACCCACACAUUCGGCGUACCACCCACUGCGAGGAAAGCCAAGCCUUUCAUCGACAGAGUGCUAGCCUUCAUUGUGGCUGACGACCGCAUCUGGGUACGCCACUAUCAGAUCGCCAAAGAGGAAGACGAUGCGACCAAGGACGAGAAGCUAUCUCUCCGUGAAAUUGGCCCUCGUUUCUGUUUGAAGCCCAUCUACAUCCAGGAGGGGUCAUUCGGCGGUCCGAUCAUCUAUGAAAAUAAGCAGUUCGUUUCACCCAACCAGGUCCGGGCAGAUCUCCGGAGACGCGACUAA
Messenger RNA from Metarhizium brunneum ARSEF 3297, 759 nucleotides. RefSeq names its product Ribosome biogenesis protein BRX1. Gene Ontology annotation, biological process: rRNA processing; ribosomal large subunit assembly. Gene Ontology annotation, cellular component: nucleolus. The record is from RefSeq and is a predicted model, not a curated record. NCBI's taxonomy places the organism in Eukaryota, Fungi, Ascomycota, Sordariomycetes, Hypocreales, Clavicipitaceae. Gene Ontology annotation, molecular function: rRNA binding.